This is a messenger RNA of Entrophospora candida, 1293 nucleotides long. The record is from the annotation of a GenBank genome assembly. Lineage: Eukaryota; Fungi; Glomeromycota; Glomeromycetes; Entrophosporales; Entrophosporaceae.
AUGGGUUCUGAUUCUUUUCAAAUAUUCAUUAAAGGUCUCGAAGGAAGGACGACUACGUAUAAUAAUAUUACGCCAGAAACUAAGGUUAUAGAUCUUAAGAAAAUGGUGAAAGAUAAAACAGAUGUGGAAAUUGAACAACAACGUCUCAUUUUUGCUGGGAAACAACUCAAUGAUGAUAAUUCAACAAUGGAUAGUUAUAAAAUAACGAAACAUUCUACACUUCAUUUGGUCCUUAGACUUCUGGGCGGCGCAGCUGAGAAACAACAUGACCCCAACGAUGACAUUGAGCUAACCAAUGAACCUGAUAUGAUCACUUGGGAUGAUGACCCAGACAACUUACGUGCAAAGAUGCCAUGUGGUCACGCUAUUGGUCCUGAAUCCCUGACUGCCUUUUGCAGAUCACUUGUUAGCGGAGGCAGAUUUCAAUUUUUUUGUCCGUAUGUUAACCCGACAAACGAUGCUCGUUGCCAUGUGGAAUGGCAAUAUGUUGACAUCCGUAGGAUAGGUCUGCUUACUGAUGAUGAGCGCAAAUAUUUUGAAGAUAAGAUUAGUGAAAAUUAUUCUUUUCGCGCCCUCGGUACUCAAGAAUGUCCUCAGCCAGGAGCUAAAGAAUACGCAUUCUGUUGGUACUGCUUACACGAAGUUAAGAGUUCACAUGGUUAUCGUUGUAAUAAUAAUCUUUGUGGAGGUGUCGAUCCACGUCUAGCCAUUCUCAGAAACGCGGUCACAAAACAAGUAGGUAGCGUAUCUGGAGUACCAUCAUGUCGCGCAUGCCCGAAAUGUGGUACAAUUAUCGAACAUGAUCGCAACUGUAAACAUAUGAAAUGUCCUUGCGGUCAAGAAUUUUGGAAAUCGGAAGAAAGUACUGCAAAACGUCCAAAAAUCCUUAGCAUGAAGAAUAUUAAUAUUGGGGAGACCACUGGAUUCGAAACUAUUACAAAUACGAAAGAAAAAGCAUGCAUCAAGAAAGCAAAAGUCCCAAUUCGUCAAUUAAUGCUUCCAGCAUUUAAUAAGCUCAUUACUGGUGAAAUUGAUGAUUUCAUUAAACUUUUAAAAUAUUUCCUGCAAACAAGAUCACUGAGAUCACUGGAGUUAUCAAGUGAACCUGUGCUACAAGGAAUUGUAGAGUGUCUUUUAGAUCCACCAGAUAAAUCUAUUCUCCUUCCAAUGUCAUUUCAUGUCACUGAGCUUCGUCUUAUAGUUGAUGGAAUGAAGAAAAGUGGUGACGGACGCUUUGGUUUUGUGGACCUUUUUGUUUUUGAAAGUGGGGAUGGCCCAUUGAUAUCAAAUGUU